GGCACUUCCCUGUCCAAGUACCUGAACUCGUUCGCGCCCACCGCGCGCGGCGACAUGUUCUCCCCUUUAUCCCACGCGUGCUUCGACCCGUCCAUCGCGGGCAUCGAGGGCGUGAUCGCGCUCGAGCACGGCCUGAUCAUGGCGCAGGAGAGCGGCCUUUUCUCACCCGGCGAGCUGCUCGUCACGGCGGUUUCCACGAGGGAUCUGCUCACGUGUUUCUCCGGCGGGGGUUGCGGCGAAGUCAUUGGCGCGCCCGCGGAGCGCAUGGUGGGCACGUCCCUGAUCGCGGGAUUGCACGCGGAGGACAUUCGGAACCUCGUGUUUGCUUUCCAUCUCUUCCCGACCAUCUUGCCCGAGAUUGAGUGCGAGAAGGGUAAGGAUGGUGAAAGGGAAUCCAAGGAUGGCGGCGAGGGGGUCGGGGCCGGUAUGAUGCCGGCGCCCAAUUCGGUGAGGCUGCUGCCGCACGGUUUCCUUCGUCGCCGUCACAUCAGCGGGGCGUUCGUCUCCAUGGAGCGGCUCGGGGGUAUCAUCAUCACCAACGACGCGGCGGCGAAGGCGAGAAAGGAAUCUGCCGAGGUCGCGCCCGCUCCCGAGAAGGGCGAGAUUGACGACGGUGGAGACGAAAAGACCACGCCGAAGACGAUCGCCGCCGCACCCAAGGAGGAGCGUCCGUUCCCGACCGAGGAGGAGAUCGCAAAGACCAUCGUCGAGGAGCCCGCGGUGGAAAAAGCGCCCGAGCCCACGACUGCCGUCGUGUCCACACCCGCUGGCGACAUCGUCGUCCCGAUUAACAAGUACCACCCCGCGAACAAGAAGGACGCCAAGCCGGCGGGCGCGACGUCGGCGGUGCGAUCCGCGCUGUCCGCCCCGUCGACGGUCGGCGCGGGUCGCGCGUCGUCGAUGACGGCGUCGGCGUCUCCCUUCAAUCCCAACCUGGCGAGGGAGAAGAGCGUGACGGAGGGCGUGCCGGUGACCGGGGCUGGGAAGGCGGUGUCGGCGGCGCCCGGGGGCCUGGUGAACAAGGGGAGGGGCGACGCCAACGGGAAGACGUCCGAGGCUGACCUGGCGUCGCUGGUGGCGCACUGCGUGAGGCACGCGAAGAAGGCGAGCACGAGCCCUCGCUCGAGCUUGGACGGCGACGAGCUGCCCGAGGGUAUCAAGGACAUUCUGUUGCGGCUCACCGGGGAGACGUUCAGCGAAAACACCAUUCUGGUGACGAUCGAGCGAGUGAGAAGGGUCGGGGGCACGGUGGGAAACGAGGUGCGGCACAACUCGCAGAUGAUGGUGGUGUCCAAGCUGCUGAACGAUCUGGCCACGAGGAAGCACAGGGCGCUGCCUGAGAGGACGCCUCACACGAUGACCGCGUGACGAGGCUGCCUGAGAAGACACGAUAAGACCGGAAGAGUCUCUCAUUUAUUGUUUAUGCACGACCAUCAUGUUUGUUGCAAAAGAUCCGAAAAGGGAAAGCGGAGGAGGACGCCCGGCUAUCACGCAAGGGUGUUUAGGUUAGUUCUAUUCCAUCGAGCUCUCAUUUGAAUGCAAACGAGUCCUCCUCU
Molecule: messenger RNA, 1556 nt
Organism: Micromonas commoda
Lineage: Eukaryota; Viridiplantae; Chlorophyta; Mamiellophyceae; Mamiellales; Mamiellaceae
Exons: 1
Coding region: 55-1368 (437 amino acids)
Source: RefSeq, a predicted model, not a curated record